AUGGUUAAUAAUUUUAAUAUACAAAUCAAUGAACCAUCAAAAGAAUCAUUAAUAGCAAUUAAUAAUAAUAAUAACACUUAUAAUAAUAAUAUUACUACUAAUUCAACUAUUACAACUAAGGAAGAAUUACAAAAACCAAGAACUAUAUUAUUAUCAUCUUCUUCAAAUUCAUUAUCACCUUUAACUUCAAAUCAAAAUAACAACUACAAUGAUACAAUAAAUUCUACUAUAAAUAAAGCAACUCAUUUACAUCCAAAACAUUAUUCACAUCAUCAUCAUACUAAUAUAAUUCCUAAAAAGCAACAACAAUCAAAUUUACUUGACGAUUUAAUAAAUAAACAAUCAUCAAAUUAUAGGAAAAUAAAAUUCACUUCCCCACAUUUACAUUCCCCUCCUGAAAAACAAUUAUAUUUUAUAAAUAAAGUAUCAUUUGAUGAUAUGAAUAGAAGAUUUGAUGAUGAAAGUGAACCAGAUUCAGAUGAUGAUGUUGGUUGGGAUUUAUAUAAUAUUAAAAGAGGUAGAAUUAAACCAAAACAAUUUAAAUCUCAAGAAAUAGAUAUAAAUUCUUAUUUAUCUAUUGGUUCUACUACUACUGGUGGUGGUUCUGGUGGUGGUGCAAGAAGAAAUUCAAUAAAUAUAGAUGAUUCAAAAUAUCUUAGUGGUGGUAGAAGAACUUCAAUAAAUACUGAAGAAAUUAAAUAUCCAAGAAGAAAUUCAACAAAUGUGGAUGGUGAAUUAUCAACUACUAAUAAACAAAAUGUAUUGAAAUUAGAUUCAUCACAAUAUAAUUUUUAUCAAUCAACACCUAUAUCCAAUAUGAGAAGUUUUUCAAUUACAAAGCAACAUAAAUUAUAUGAUAAAUUAUAUAAUAAUGAAUUAUUAAUUUCACCAGUUUUACAAAAUAGAACCAUUUUAAUAUAUAUAAGUUCAAGAAUUCAUACUUGGGUUGCAUUAGAUUGGAUAUUAAAAAAAUUUAUAGAAAAUGGAGAUAAAUUAAUAAUAGUAUCUACAAUUGAUCCAAAUAUAUUUGAAAAUCAAAAGAAAGAUAAAAAAAAAAGAAGAAAAAGUUCAAUAACACCAAUGACAAAUAUAAAUGAAAUACAAUUUGAAAAUGAAUUAGAUAGAUAUACAUAUAAAUCAUUACCAGAAAAUCUUAUUCAAAUUUCUAAAAAUUUAAUGUCAUACAUUACAAACAUCAUAGAUCCAAAUUUAAUAGUAAAAUUUACAGUUGAGUUAGUUGCAGGUAAAACAAAACAAGUUUUAAAAGAUAUGUGUAAAUUACAUGAACCAAAUCUAAUGUGUAUUGGAUCAAAACAUAAUAGAUGUGUUGGAGAACCAGUUUCAACAUUUAUAUCAUCAAAAUUAAGUGGUAGAUUAAUUAAAAUUUUCCCACUUCCAAUUAUAGUAGUACCAGCAGUAAAUAUGAAUGAAUUUGAAAUUAAUUUACAAAAUGAAAUAAAUCAUACUGAAAAAACUUCGGAAUUAAAAGUAGAAUCACCAUUAUUAGAAAGAUCAUUAUCUUCAACCACUACCGCAACAUCAACUUCAAAUUCAUCAAAUUCAGAAAAUGAAAUAAAUAGUAUUGCAUCAAGUAUAACAUCAACUGCAAAUGGUAUUGAUCCUCAGCCAUAUGAUUCAACAACGAUAAUUACUGAAAAAUAUACAGAUUAUAAAACAAAUUUAGAUUUAGAAUUAUCACAAUUACAAAAAACAAAUAACUUUGAUGAAAAUUAUUAUUCAAAUAUAAUAAAAACAAUAUCUGAUAAUUCUUUAAAUUUAUGUUCAAAUUUGAUAACUUUAAAAACAGAUAUUACAUCAAAUUAUGAGAGUUGUAAAAUUGCAAAAUUAAUAACUGGCUCAAGUUUAUUCGAAAAUGAUAAAAUUUACUCAACUAAAUCAUUAUUAGAACCACCAGUUGAAAAGAAAAAAGUAAUAAUUGUACCAAAAGAACAUAAGAUGUCAUUUAAAGAAGUUCGUGAACAACUCAAACAACAACAGCAGCAACAGCAACAAGCUCAGCAACAACAAGCUCAACAACAAGCUCAACUACAAGCUCAACAGCAACAAGAACAACAAGAAAUAUCAAGCCCCACCGGUUUAAAAUGGAGUCUUGGACUAGAAAAACCAAUCAGAAACUAUACAACAAAUAAAGAUCGAGAUUCAAGUAAUGGUUCAUUAUCAAUAAAAUCUUUUUCUGGUUCAAAUGCAAAUGGAGAAAGUUUAAGUAAAAAUUCAACAAAUUCAAAUGAAAAUGUUGAUGAUAUUUUACUGCAAAAACUGGAUCAAUUGUCAAAAGUUAGUUCUAUUGAUAAUUGUAUGAAUAAUAAUCAUAAUAAUUCAUCAAUAAGUAAUGGAAAAAUUUCUAGUAAUGGUAGUGAUAAGAAGAAGAAGAAGAAAUUUUGGAAAUUGUUUAGUAAGUAA
Messenger RNA from Lodderomyces jiufengensis, 2421 nucleotides. RefSeq lists its product as uncharacterized. NCBI's taxonomy places the organism in Eukaryota, Fungi, Ascomycota, Pichiomycetes, Serinales, Debaryomycetaceae. The transcript has a single exon. Gene Ontology annotation, cellular component: nucleus. Gene Ontology annotation, molecular function: transcription cis-regulatory region binding. Gene Ontology annotation, biological process: regulation of transcription by RNA polymerase II. The record is from RefSeq and is a predicted model, not a curated record. The coding region runs from base 1 to 2421 and encodes 806 amino acids.